This is a messenger RNA of Candidozyma haemuli, 1206 nucleotides long. RefSeq names its product actin-related protein 1 (gene ARP1). The transcript is spliced from 2 exons. The record is from RefSeq and is a predicted model, not a curated record. The coding region runs from base 1 to 1206 and encodes 401 amino acids. NCBI's taxonomy places the organism in Eukaryota, Fungi, Ascomycota, Pichiomycetes, Serinales, Metschnikowiaceae.
AUGGAAGAGGAAACCCUCUACAACCAGCCCAUAGUGCUUGACAAUGGGUCUGGAAAUAUCAAGGCUGGAUUUGCCGGCGAGGAAAAACCCAAAGUUCAUGAACCAGCGAUCGUGGGAAGGCCCAAGUACCAGAAGAUCAUGGCUGUGGCUCUGGCUGAUGAGAACAUCUCCAAGUACAACAACAUAGAGGCGUAUGUGGGGAACUCUGCGCGGCAGAACCGAGGUCUUCUUCGACUCAAGUACCCUAUUGAACAUGGUAUAGUUAACGAUUGGGAGGAUAUGGAGCGGUUGUGGCAUUAUACGUUUACCAAAGAGCUUAGAACGGCGCCUGAGGAGCAUCCGCUUUUGGUCACCGAGGCGCCGCUUAACCCGAGAGCUAAUAGAGACCACAUGUGUCAGAUCAUGUUUGAGACGUUUAACAUUCCGUGUGUGUAUGUGUCUGUCCAGGCGGUACUUUCCAUAUAUGCAUCGGGACGUACUACUGGAGUGGUGCUUGACUCUGGAGAUGGAGUCAGCAAUGUUGUGCCCGUGUACAACGGGUUUUCGUUGCCUACGGCGAUAAAACGUAUGGAUGUGGGCGGAAGGGAUAUUACUGACCAAUUGGCUUUCCAGGUGAGACAGAUGCUGGGGAUAAACCUUCUGUCGAGCUCUGAGCUUGAUAUCGCAAGACAGAUCAAAGAGAAGUGCUGCUACGUUUCAAAGAACCCUGAUCGAGACGAGCAACUUUAUUCAGGAGUGACGUAUUCCCAUUUUAUGGGCGGGUCGGCUGCGGCAGCGUCCUCUGGAGCGUCUACUCAUGAUGGUAUGGACCUUUUUUCCAGUUAUAAGCUUCCAGACGGGCACACGCUACAACUAGGACUUGAACGGUUCCGGGCGCCUGAAAUUCUCUUCAACCCUCAGCUUAUCGGCGACGAGCUGCCUGGAAUAGACGAAUUGUUGGGGAUUUCCAUUGCUAAAACGGAUCUCGAUCUACGGCCCACAUUAUACCAGAACAUCAUUUUAUCUGGAGGCACUACGCUUCUUCGUAACUUUGGUGAUCGUCUUCUUCACGAACUCAAGACCAGCCAGGCUAGCCAAAGCAACUCAAGCAUAUGGGCCAACAAUCGAAACGUUGGCAGAGAUACCAAAAUGAAAAUCAAGAUCUACGCUCCGCCAGAGCGGAAAUACAGCACAUGGAUAGGCGGGUCUAUAUUGGCCAUACGCUGA